AUGGGGCGAUCUUUGACAUGCUUUCUGAUUCUGGCGGUGGUACUCCUGAGCUGCCGCCUUGAAUUGCAGUUUGCCAUGCCCUUCCACGUCAGGGCAAAUGCCGAAAAACCAUUCAUUGAAGCCAACUGCUUCCCUCCCUUAAGGCACAUGUCUCAGGUGGAGGGAAGUGGCAUGGAAGUCCCGAUUCUUUUCUAUCCGGUGAGCAAGUGCAGAAGCUACAAUCCGAAGUACAUGAGCAGUUGGUGUCACAGUGAUUGUCGGUCUUCGCAUCCUUGGCCAGACAUGAAUCUCAGCAGCGAUGUCUGCUUAGACAUGUGGGACAGGACUGAUGGGCCUCAGAAGUUGAUCCAGGAGCUUGGCCAAGGUGGUGAUUGCCUUCUGGCACGUGCUUGUGGGAACAGGCGUGGGAACCGACUGCUGAAGGUUGCAGUGCGGGCCCAUUUGACCAGCCUCCGUAUUGGCCACGGAGCAUGGUGGACCACGGGAGCGCGAGUGAGAAUGCGUCAGAUCAACAACCCGAAAGACUUCUGCGCAGGAUUUCCUUGGUUGCUGGCCGAGGUAGAGGACUUGCGUGACACUGACAAUGACCAAGAGUUCAAAGAAGAAGAGCUCAAGUUGCGGAAGUUGAUUCAGAAGGUGAUCCAUUUGAGUGCGACAACCAAGAAUCCAGAGACGCAGCAAUGCGAAAUGGCCACUUCUGAGUUGGACCAACCCAUCGAUCGUUCACAGCUGUGGCGUCUUGCCCGGGACUGGGAACAUGUCUUGGAUCUUCGCCGGUGGAACCGAAUCAAGUGGCACCGCCGGAAAGCCUACUGGGGCAAGGACGCCGGUAUAUAUUCAACUUCUGAGCGACUUCCAGACUUUGAUCAUCCGGACUCCAUGUUCUGGUCACAGCUUUUCAGCUCGAACUCUUAUUUGGAGAGGCUCCAGCUCCUUCAGAAGUCCUUUUGGGCCGAACUGCAGUUCUUGGAAACCAAGGCCACCAUUCAGAGGCUGUCCUAA
Symbiodinium natans is the source of this 1002-nucleotide messenger RNA. The record is from the annotation of a GenBank genome assembly. NCBI's taxonomy places the organism in Eukaryota, Dinophyceae, Suessiales, Symbiodiniaceae.